Cariama cristata (Red-legged seriema) is the source of this 6404-nucleotide messenger RNA. RefSeq names its product family with sequence similarity 208, member B (gene TASOR2). Gene Ontology annotation, biological process: negative regulation of gene expression, epigenetic. The transcript is spliced from 24 exons. NCBI's taxonomy places the organism in Eukaryota, Metazoa, Chordata, Aves, Cariamiformes, Cariamidae. The coding region runs from base 483 to 6404 and encodes 1973 amino acids. Gene Ontology annotation, cellular component: nucleoplasm. The record is from RefSeq and is a predicted model, not a curated record.
UUCAUCCGGAGUCGGAAGAGUCGAGUUCCCUUUUGCAGACAGCGGUUUCGGUGCUGCAGAGCUCCUACUUGGACUCUACAUCUCAGGACGGUUUUCAGUACAGCCAAGCAAUUCUGGUGGAAAAUGAUGUUUUUCUAAGUGAGCUCAAAGCUUUUGCCCAAGCAAAGGAAGCCGCUGGGUACAGCCAGGAGGAGCUGGAGGAGACCUUUGCAUUUCUCCUGUUUGAUAAUGAAGAAGAGGCAAAAGAGGUGUGUCAGACAGGCCUCCGAGUAAACAGCAGUUCUAUUUCCACCCUUGGUGACCCAGCAAAAGGAGUUUAUAUUUCCAAGUAUGCAGACUGUCUUCAUCCAAGACCCUGGUAUCAUGGAAAAUCAGGCUAUAUUGUCAUUUGUAAGCUAAUUAAGGGGAAGGUCAAGGUGGUAUCUGAGAAUUACACAACCAGCUAUACCCACCCAUCUCCUGGCUAUGACUGCCACGUCGCCAUGAGCAGAAACAACAUACCAUCAAAGACCAGCCACUGCCAGGCCUUCGAGCAGAGCCAGUAUUACGUCUAUGAAGUGUCCGAUGGCAGUGCUGCCGAGCGGCCCAGGCAGAUCUGCCCGUACAUAGUCAUCGCCUGCCAGUACAGGGAGCUGAAGGAAAUGCCCAUCUUAGCUAUAGAGAGCCUACCUGAGCUUAAUCACAAAGCAUUGUACUGUCCAUGGAGGGGGCAGCUCUCCAUCCGGGGCCAGCUUUUGUGCAACAUCGCCCUGAGGACCCCGUACAGCUCCACGAUUCCAGCCCAGCUGCCUCCCAACCUGGACAUUAACCAUGUCAUGGGUUUGUCCGACUUGAAGAAAAAGCUACCAGAAGCUGCAUUUGGAAAAAGAAAUUACAUUGAGAAUGAAGUCUGCUUUCAGGGUGUUUACUUCAGUCUAUAUGAAGUAGAAAUAUCAAAUAAGGAUCAACAUAAAAUGGAUCAUUUAGUAGAAAAUCUAAAGGAAAAGGACUUGGCAAUCAUCAAAUAUUUACAAGAUCAAGGAGUCCUUAUCCUCCUCACGUCCUCGGCCUUGGCACGAGAUGAUGGAUUUGACCCCAAGGAGCCCGUCAGCCUCCUGGCCCUGUUUCUGUUCACCUCAUCUCGGUCGGUGUGCCUGAGAGCCGAGGAUGAAUGUACUGAUCCCUUCAAAAAAUGCUCAGAGCAGUCCUUCUCCCAGCUGCGGCGUUAUCUCUCCGAUCCCAACAGCUAUACUCUGGAAAUAUCGGCUGCCUUAGGAUGUUUGACAGCCAAUUUGCAGUUUCCACACAGAAGGAAAAGAGGUGCGGAGGUCCUGUCUGCAGAAUUUGUGCACAAAACACAGUCUGAACCCGUUCAGAAGGAAACCUCAGCUCCUGACGAUCCUGGCUUGGAAACAAAGAGACCAAAGACACUGAAGAACCCAGACGUGAAAAAGGUUCCUGUUGCUGAGACCGUUGCAAAGCCAAUGAAAAGCAAGAUGUUAAAAAGUGUGGCUAACAACCCACCGAAACCUCAAGCCAAAAAGCAAGCAGAAAGCGAGUGGAAGGAGCCAUUCUCUGUCCUCCCGGGCGAAGUUUCUUCCCAGUGCCACGGAGCGGAUAGCCAAACGAGUGAGAUUCACCCAGGCGGGGUUGCUGAUCUUGACUUCAAUCUGAAGGGGAAUGACUACGAGUCCCAUGCCCUGAAUCUGCUGGCUGAUCUGGCUCUGGGUUCUUGUAUUCCUUCGUUUAUCCCCAGGGACAGUGGGAUGAGUGCUGUGUCCUGCAGCCCCUCCAGCGACUCUGCAAAGGAGCAGCAGAGUCAUCGCCAGCACAAAUCCUUGCGUGUUGCUUCCGACCACGAAUACCACAGGGUAGACAAGCUUACAAAGGGAGCCACCUCUCCUAGCAAAGCAUUGCCGAACCAGAAGCUUCCUCCUGAAAAAGUAGAAUUAAAUGACUUGGCCUCUAUUCCCAGGGAGAAAAGCCCUGGGAUUUUCAGCAAGAAGAACAGCACGAGCCCCAGCCCUGCAAAACCCCACGCGUUACCUCCAGGAGAGACUCAAGAAGCUGCUGAGGUGAACAAGCACUCCUUCAUCUCUGCAGAGCACUCGUACGCCUCGCAGAUGCCUGAGCACUCAAAGAAACACACGUAUCCCAGAGGUGCCCCUUACCCUGGCCCAGCACCCUCCAGAAAUGGGACCAGGAACGCCCGAGCAGGACCUCUGGUUGGGAAAGUCCUGCCUUUCUGCCACCAGCAGAACAGCACCCACUCGCAGCGGCCCUUCGAGGCCGUGGCGAUGAGGCGCAGGAGCAGCCUGCUCUCCCCCAGGCUGAAGGAGGACUUCGCCAAGUCCCACACAGUGAACAUCUGUGGUGAGUCCAUGAAGGUGACGUGCCGUUGGGAGGCAGAGUAUCUCUUCAAUUUGGACAGCAGGUACACCAACGAUGCCCUGGAGAAAACGAUCAUCCGCGCCCUGCACGGGCCCUGGGACCCUGAUCUGCCCGAUGACGUGGAAGAGAUGAAGCUGAUACUUCAUAUGUGGGUGGCUCUCUUCUACAGCAAACCCAGCAAACUCCUGAGCAGCACGAGGAAGGUCGUGGAGCACAGCAACCCUGAAAAGUAUGUCUCAAUAAACAGCACUGGGGACUUUCUUGAGCUGAGUGAUGACGGUGAGGACUGUUUUGGAUUGGAGACUUGCCCGGCAGACUCUCGGUCAGACCCUGACCAGACUCCCAGCAGCUCUCUGGAUUGCAGCACCCGUUACCAGGGACCUUUGCGCCCAGAGGAAAGCCCUGCAGACUCUCAGACUGAUGCUGAUGGGACUCCUGGUGUUGUCGAUAGUACGGUAUCAUCUUCUUCAGGGGAGCUGCCCUGUGGAGAGGAGGAACCUUCCUCCACAAGCUGUCCCGAGAGCCUUUCCCUUACUGAACGUGCUGACAAGACCCUGGCUGUGAAAGACGGGCAGCCGGCAGUCGUUCCUGAGGAACGUGUGCAUGACAUCUCCACCAUCGCUGCGGAGGAGCCGCCCAAGGAGGGUCUGCCGGAUGCUACGAUUGCCCCCAGCCCUUUUGAUGAGCUCAACGAUGCCAGCAAGCCCUCAGCUGCACUGAGCAGGGAAUACCCAUGCAGCCGAGCCCCAAAUUCCAGUACGGUUCCCUGGAGAGAUGCCCUGUGCAUGCUGCGUGGACAUGGAGAGCAGCAGGAGAGCGGCUCGGUCUGCCUGACAUCUCUCGAUGGAGCAACAGAUCCUGGCACUGCUCCAGAGGACCAGGAGGCCAUGGCAAGCAUCUGUUCUCCAUCUCAGAACAACCUGGGAGGGAGCAGCUGCCUUUCCCAAAGGUGUGGAGGUGACGUUUGUGCUGACCUCACUUCACUGAGCACUGGAGAAUCAAACCAAGAAGGGAACAAGGUUUUUGUGAACGAACAGCAGAGCAGCCCUUCUGCCAACCCCACAGAUACGCUGGAUGAGUCCUCGGGAGCAGGUGAUGGCCAGGACUUCACCUUCGACCGUACAGCCUCAGCAGGCAAUUCUGAAGCUGGGGAGAAGGAUGAUGUGCACCCCGGUGCGGAGAAGUCCCCCAGGAGCGACAAAACGAACAUGGUGAUGGUGGCUAACGCACCGCAGGAACCAGAGACCUCUCUUCAUCACCUCCUGGAAUCAGAGCCCCCCUCCUUGGUGAGAGAAGAGAUGUCUGCCAUUAAGGAGCACCCCAGGCAGCAGCAGAGCUCCCCAAAUGACCUGUCCCCACCUGCCCACAGAGGCUCAGCUCCUGCUUCUCCCCCCCAGCAGGACCCUCUCCCCCACAGCGGAGACGCAGACCCCCACCACCACUUGUUAGAGCGAAGCGAGCUGGGGCCGGUCCUGUGCCAGCACGGGAAGUCCUGCGAGCGAGUAGGUGCUGCAGAGGUGAGUGUGACAGCCAAGAGCCCGGACAGAUCCUUAAAGCCCAGAUGUGCAGAAGAGGUGACAAAAGACGCGGGUCUGUGCUAUGUAGAGCUGGCAGAGAGCUCCCCCGUGGAUGUGCUUGUGCCAGGUGACCCAGGAUCGAUGCCUCCUCCUCCACAUGGUCACAAGGCAGGUCCGCACAGUGCUGAGCUGGACUCAGUCCUCGGUGUGCACCCCAAGACGCUCUCUCCUGGCACGAGUCUGGCUCCAGAUGGGGCUCCAUGGUCCUGCUGCGUGGGCACCUGCCCCAGGUGUGCCAGCCCUUGGGGCCAAGCAGCGGAUGCGGUAGGGAGCCACGAGGAGGAACCCAUCCUGCCUGAGGAUUUGGAAGGAGGAAGCGGCGUCCCUCUUGCCAGUCCUGCAUCUUUUUCAGCAGAGGAGUUGCUCGUGCCACUGUGUGAGCCCCCCUCUCCGUGCUACCAGGACGAGCGCGAGGCUGAGGGAUCCGAUGCGUUUGCUGAUCUGCACCGUGCCAGCACGGAGGUGGGAGAGGCAGAAAUCCCCCCUCUCCCCUUCCCGAUGUUGCCAUUACACAUGCACAGGAGGCUGUCUGGAGAAAGCUUGGAGCUUAGUGACGCGGAGGAUAUUUCGGACGUGCUCCUGAGGGCAAAGCAGCUCCCCAGCAAAGACAGACACAUGGGCUUGACCUUUGAAGAUCUGUUUGAGACUUUCUCCGGCAACUUGGAGCAGGAGUAUUUUGGGAGGAUUUCACAGUCCGUGCUUAGAGCCAGGGGUUCCUACAGCACGAGAUCCGUGGAUGCCGCAGGCACAAGGACUAACUGCGAUGACUCCUCUGUGAGCUCCGUGCACAUGAAGGGGCCCAGCGAGGACUGGGGCUUGCUGGGCACGGAGCGGGGCUGCCCACGGGCCGAGCGCGGCUGGCCGAUGGGCCCCAGGGAAACCAACAGCGGGCACGUUCCACCGUAUGUCAAUAUUAGGGACAGCCAGGGGAUCACCAAGGACUACCCGAACUUCGUGGUCACCAAAAAGUGCCAGGAGAGGAUGGGAAAUUUGCAGCAUUCGAAGAGGCGCAGCCACUGUGCGGGGCAGUCUCAUUUGUUAAGGUCACUGAUGGGGACUUGGAGGGGUUUUGAGGAAAUCACCCAGCACACUUUGGACAUGGAGUGUCUCCGUUUCCAUUAUAAGCUAAAACAAAUCCUAAGGAGUGGGAAACCACCCUUUUCUACCUCCAAAAGCAUCUUUCCAAAAGACUUUUCUCCCCAGGUGAUGUCUGAGACAUUGCCUGGGCGAGAAGCUCCCAUCCCGUUCUCUCUGCGGAGCAGGAGCCCUUUGCAGGUGACGAUCCUGCCCUCACACACGUGGCCGAGUGGGCUUGGCUGGCACCAGCAAAGCAGCUGGCAUGGGGACCUAUGUACCUCGUGGCAGGACACCCUCUGUGACAAGAGGAGCAGGGCCAGAUCCCGAACCAUCAGCCAGGACCGCGUGGCUCCCUUCCACCUCGGCAAGCUCAAAUACAGUAAUAAGCUAAAGGACUCGGGGGGGGACAUCGCCGACAUCCUCGACGAGUACGCAGAGUUCAACAGGGUGAUGCUGAGCAGGGCUGACGCGGGGAGCGAGGGCAGAGGGCCAGUCCCGGCUCACCGGGAGGCCGCCAGCGAGUGGCCACGUGCAUCCCUCACCAGGAGGAUGGCUGCCUUCGAGGAGACGAUCACGGACCUGUGCAGUGCUCUGCAUUUCCGCUUGCACAGCGUGGCCGAGGAGGCCUGUGGCCGUGCCGGCAUGUUCUACCUGGUGGAGACGGGCAAGGACCCUUUCUUUGCAAGAGUGAAGACCUUGCUGAAGAAAGAUGGACACGUGGAGAUGGAACCUCUGAGCUUCUGCGAAGUGAAACACCUGGACGCUGACAGGCUGCUCGUCGUCAUCAGGAACGAGGACAUUUCCUCGCACAUCCACAACGUCCCGUGCUUGCUGAAACUAAAGCAGUGUCCGAACGUGGUGUUCGCCGGAGUGGACAGCCCCGAAGAUAUAACAGGUCACACGUACCAGGAGCUGUUUCAUACCGGUGGCUUCGUGGUGUCAGACGAUGAGGUGUUGGAAACGGUAACGCUGGGCCAACUGAAAGAGGUGGUGAAGGUGCUGGAGAAGCUGAACAGAAGCGGGAGGUGGAAGUGGCUCCUUCACUACAAGGAAAGCAAGAAGCUUAGAGAAGACAUCAGGGUGGAUGCCAACGCCCGCAAGAAGCACUUAAUCCUCAAAUCGUGCCAAGGAGCCGAUCUCAUCGAGGUGCUGCACUACCACGCCUGCGACUCCAGGUCUUCCCCCAGAGCGGAGCACAUCAAGUGCUUGCUGGGCCUGCAGGUUCAGCACGUCAGCGCCAGGUUCGCCGUGUAUCUCACGGAAAAGCCCAGCAUCAGCAGGGAGGUCCUUGAAAGCAAAGGAAUCCUCGUGGCCGAUGUCAACGCUUUCCUUGGGACAGUGGAGAAAGCGGCUGCCCCGUUCAGAAGAAGCUACUGGUAA